Molecule: messenger RNA, 3359 nt
Organism: Poeciliopsis prolifica (blackstripe livebearer)
Lineage: Eukaryota; Metazoa; Chordata; Actinopteri; Cyprinodontiformes; Poeciliidae
Gene: josd1
Product: Josephin domain containing 1
Exons: 5
Coding region: 611-1393 (260 amino acids)
Biological process (GO): protein deubiquitination
Molecular function (GO): cysteine-type deubiquitinase activity
Source: RefSeq, a predicted model, not a curated record
ACGGUCGGAGAAACAGACCUCACAACAGGAAAAAAAAAAAGUGUUAAAGACAAAGGAGCGGACAGCCUUUAGGGAGAGUGAAAAGCAGCUCAGUUAGUUUUUCGGAGCGCUUCGUGGAGAUUCGGCUGUCUCCCCGCCGGUCGGAACCGGGCGGAGCAACGGGAGAGAAGCUUCAUGUUCAGUUUUUUGGUGAUGGAAAGUCCUGCAAAAAGGCACGCCUGUUGACCCGAGGGACACAACGGUCAACGCACACAAACACUCACAGGAUGGAGGAAGUGGAAACAAACAAGAGAGGAAUGACAACUUGAUUUAUAAUUUUUAUCAACGGAUCCCAUUUUCUUCAUACUUUUUAUUUUUCCACCCCUGCCUAAAUUCUGUCCUGAGUUCUACUUUUUUCAUCCUCUCCUGUUGAGAGAGGUGGUGUUUAUUUACCUUCCACCUUCCUCUGAGAGCCUACAUAGCAACACAGACUCCUCUCUUCCCGGAGGUCGAGGGGGCUGCCAUGGGAACGGCUGUCCUGCCUUCGACGUAGCGUCCUGAGGGCAGUAGUGGUGGAGCUGGAGGAGGAGGACGUGGCAGUGGUGGCGGCGGCGGCGGUGAACGUCCAGGGAUGGGGAGUACUCCGUAUCCAGCCAGCGAGUGGAAGCAGAAGGGCCGAGGCGGACUGCAGGAGCUGGGCUGCAUGCCCUGGAAGGUCAGCAAGCAGAAAGCUGCAGCAGGAGGGGGGGAAGCGGUUUCAGGAGCAGCGGAGAGGAGGAGCAAGGAUCCGAGGGAUGGUCAGCUGCAGCAGGAUCUCUCGUCGUCAUCGUCCUCCCUCUCCCCGCCGGCUCCCCAGCAGACUUCUCCAACUACUCCGGCCAUAUAUCACGAGAAGCAGCGGAGGGAGCUGUGCGCAUUGCAUGCGCUCAACAACGUCUUCCAGGAUGGGACGGCCUUUAGUCGGGACACCCUGCAGGAGAUAUACCAAAGGCUAUGUCCCAGCACUAUGGUGACGCCUCACAAAAAGAGCAUGCUGGGAAAUGGGAACUAUGAUGUAAACGUCAUCAUGGCGGCGUUGCAGACCCGAGGGUUUGAGGCAGUCUGGUGGGAUAAAAGAAGGGAUGUAGGCAGCAUUGAGCUGUCCAACGUGGAGGGCUUUAUCCUGAACGUGCCGUCCAAUCUGCGCUGGGGACCCCUCCGGCUGCCACUUAAACGCCAGCACUGGAUUGGAGUCAGGGAGGUGGGAGGUGUCUACUACAACCUGGAUUCUAAGCUACGCAACCCUCAGCCUAUUGGCAGUCCUGAUGAGCUCAGGAAGUUUCUCCGUCAGCAGCUGCGAGGGAAGAACUGUGAACUCCUGCUGGUUGUCUCAGAAGAGGUGGAGGUCCACCAAACAUGGCGCUCCGACAGCUGAGUGUUGCACCAGCCAAUCGCAUCAGCCAAACGGGCCUGUCGCAGGACGAACUGGAGACGAAGUAGCGUUGUGCACCGCCGAUUGCAUCAUCGAUGCACCCUGGCAGUUAUCGUUCCUCCCCACCAACCCUGUAUUGUUUUGUUUUUUUUCUUCUUCUUUUGGGUUUUGUUUACACGGCCAUUUCUGAACACUUAGCUGAUCUGAGACACAAAGUAAUGAAGGAGGCAAACGUAUAUAUAUGCUUAUUUUUUCUGUCUUUCCCUUUUUAUUUUCUCACAUUUCUAAAGUUGUGAGAGUUUUGGAUCUAAGGAACAGGCAGAUUUUUACGUUUACUAUUUUUUUUCUCCUUUUUUCCCCCAAUGUUCUAUUUUACUCCAUAUUUUCCCAUCUUUCUCACCAAAGUGCACCCUUGCUUCUUUUCCCCUCAUCUCGAUCUCAUCGAAUCCCAGCUCAGAGUGAGAGGUUUACCACGUUGCCGACCGUGUGUGUAUUUCAGCAACUCCCUACACUUCUGGCACCGGCUCACCCUUUACUGUAGAAACUUUGCCAAUGCAACACUUUUUAUAUUAUGGCAACAAAGCAAUGCAACACUCUGGUCAAGUACUCCCUCUAGUGGAUAUUUGCUCCAGCUUGCUUAUAUCAACGAUCAUCUAGUCAUGUGUUUUUAAAUUUCUUUUCACUGUAUAGACGCUUCUGUAAAGGAAAGAAAUAUGCUAUUUGUUUAAGCAUAUUUGCACUACUCACAAACAUCACCCGUCAGUAAAGAAAUAUAUGUUUUGGGUUUGAUGCUAAACUCUCUUCCUCUUCUGAUCAAAUGCAGCAAAAUGCAUUCACUAAUUCAGGAAGGUAAUUUUCAUGCUGUGAGUCAUGCUGACUUCAGAUUUAAAGUGCAGAACCUUUUACUGAGUGAAUUUCUUUACUCCUGCUGAGGGAAUGAUCAAGAGUAAAAAUCACGACUUUACACUAAAGGUUUAGACUAGCUAGUUCUUUACCAAUUAAAUGUAUCCCUUUGUCCUGAUUCGUUGUUGCCAGUUUCUUUUCCAAAGGGUCCCAGUCACAGCAACCCUCUAGCACAGGAACUCAGCAGAUAAAGGGCUUUUCCUCAUCUUCCUGUAGUUUAUUGUCCCCCCUACACCCCACUGUAUAUGAAAAGCAACUUUGAAAGGAAAUCCCUGACUGUCCCAGCAAGUUAUUGACUGUAAUCGGAGGAAUCUGGGUCAAAGAAAGUUGUUUUUAAAGUGUAGUUGAGUAAAGAAAGUUAUUUGCUUGUAUACCCUAAAAGGACCUGGAGGGCAAAACAAAAAUAUUUUUGCAGGUGUUAGUCUAGAAAGUUGGAUGAAAAACGAAAGUUGUUGUUGAUCUGGUGUCGUGUCUAAAGGAAGAAAGAUUUUCGGUAGUUUGUGAGGCGAUUAAAAGUUCACGUCUCCAAUUGUUAAACUCUUCGUAUUAUGCAUGUUAGUGAUUAAAUCGGCCUUAACUUGUUUACAUGAAAAGUAUGGAGAUUUUGGAGUUUGGCACCAUAUCAGAAAAUCCAAAGGAGCAGUUCAUUAUAUUUGGGAGGAGAAAUGGCAGACGCCCUUCCAUUUUUACAGAGCAACUACUCCCAUGAUGAGUUUUCACUUUUUUUUCUGCCAAGGAGUUUGUUACACUUUUUUUUUUAAAAAUAAGCAAUCCAAAUAUAUAAGUUGUGCAUGUUUUAUUUCAAAUUGGAAGCAACAUCCUCAUGUUCAAGACCUGUCUGUAAUCCUGUGAUGUCACAUUGUAUCCAUGAGAGACUGCGUUGAACUGUCACAUAUUUUUAUUAACUGAACACGGACACUGCGACCUCUGUUGCACAUUCGCAUUCGUAUGCCUUUGCUUUAUUGCCACGACAAUCCAUUAAGUCCUUCCCCCUGGAGGAAUCCUGAUUAUCAGUGUACUUUAUUUUUUUAUUAAAAAAAAUAAAUAAAUAACAAUAAAAUCCUCA